Molecule: messenger RNA, 1026 nt
Organism: Microthlaspi erraticum
Lineage: Eukaryota; Viridiplantae; Streptophyta; Magnoliopsida; Brassicales; Brassicaceae
Source: the annotation of a GenBank genome assembly
AUGUAUCCAUCAAUCGGAGACGACGAUGACCUUCUCGCUGCCCUCUGCUUCGAUCAAAGCAAUGGAGCAGAAGAUCCUUACGCAUUUAUACAGACAGAUCAGGAAAACCUCUUUCCGGAUUUUGGAUCGUCUGGUGUGAAUUUGCAGGGAGAGCAAGAGCAAGGAUGUAACAUUGGAGCUCAAUUCGAUUCCUUUAGCGGAAACUUUCCUCAAGCAUGUAGCUUUAGAGAGGAAAACAACGAUUUAAGAGGAGGUUAUGGUGGAGUUGUCUACAGUAACAGUAGCAUUGGAUCAGCAGCACAAUUAGAUUUGUCUGCAUCGUUUAGUGAACUUUUGCAGCAAGAACCACAUCAAGUGUGUAGCUUUAGAACGCAAAACGACGGUUCAUCGACUCAUUUGCAGAAUCAGCAGCAGCAAGAACCGGAACAAGUGUGUAACGGUGUAGUGGAAAUCAAUUCUUCUUCUUCCGUUGGAGGUGUUAAGGAAGAGCAAGAACAUGUGGAGGAAGAAUGCUCAAGAAAGAGGAGACGAACUGGAUCAUGUAGCAAGCCAGGAACCAAAGCCUGUCGCGAGAAACAGAGAAGGGAACAGCUAAAUGAGAGGUUCAUGGAUUUGAGCUCUGUUCUGGAGCCUACCAGGACUCCAAAGACUGAUAAAUCAGCGAUCCUCGACGAUGCAAUCCGAGUCGUGAAUCAGCUCAGAGGUGAAGCUACUGAGCUUAAAGAUACCAACCAAAAGCUUCAAGAAGAGAUCAAGAGCCUCAAGGCGGAGAAGAACGAGCUAAGGGAGGAGAAGCUGGUGUUGAAGGCGGAUAAGGAGAAGGUAGAGCAACAGUUGAAAUCCAUGGCGGCGGUUCCAUCACCGGGAUUCAUGCCCUCGCCGCAUCCGGCAGCUUUCCAUCCGAGUAAACUGGCGGUGUAUCCGAGCUACGGUUACUAUCCAAACAUGGCAAUGUGGCCACCGUACUUGCAUCCUUCGGAGCGUGAUACGUCUCAUGAUCACCUAAAGCGACCUCCUGCUGCUUAA